AUGAGUGAUAUAGACGAUUUACUCGACGAUAUUGAGGCUAAUCUAAGAAAAAAAUCAAAUUUAAAACAAGCUGAAAAGAAAAAAAAUGUUGCACAUAGCGAUGAUCUUAUCAACGAUCUUGAUGUUUUUGAUUUAAAACUUGAUAAUCAGCAACGAUUACCAAAAAACAAGAAUCCUUUGGUAUCAUCGUCUACUACCACAAAUAAUGAACAAAAAUUGAAAUGUUUUCCAAUUUAUCUAUCUGGUACAUCAACGGAACAGAACAAAGAAGAACAUACCUGCAACAAUUUACGUUGUAUACAAUGUGAUUUUGAUGUUCUUAGAUUCAAUGAUUCUGAGUGGACGUCAAAUGUAGACUAUUUAUUUUUCCGAAAUCACAUGCCAGAUAAAAAAGCUCUGAAGCAACGUUUGAGAACUAAGCAGGGUUGUACCGCAUAUGCAUGCCAAUGUCAAUGGAUAAAUAUCAACAGUUUGACAAAUAUAACAGCUCAAUACAAAGAAUUAAAGUGGAGUUGUAUGAAACAUUAA
Molecule: messenger RNA, 528 nt
Organism: Didymodactylos carnosus
Lineage: Eukaryota; Metazoa; Rotifera; Eurotatoria; Philodinida; Philodinidae
Source: the annotation of a GenBank genome assembly